AUGGAGGAAAAGGAUGAAAGGGACCAGCAAGCACAAGGGCAAAUGGAUGUAAGAAGAUCAACACGGGUGAGAAGCCGUGCAAUCAAAUCUCCCUGGUUAGAGGAGGUGAAAAAAGGCCGUGGCAAGAGAAAAGCUGACGAGAAAGAGGAAUUAUUCCAGAUGUGCACGAGAAGAUGUGAUCAAGAUGAAGGUGCCAAGUACAUUGUAGAGAUGUAUGGGUACUUCUUGACACGUGCUGAGCUUUGCUGCCUACAAGACAGGAAAUGGAUGAACGACAAGUUCAUGUCUAUGGUGGCGAGAACCUUGGUGGGAGAUGAAAAAGAGAACCACAGUCGUGAUAUAACAUUGGAGACUGUGACUUCAUAUUUGGCCCCACCCUUUUCAAUUACCAUUGGUUCUGUUACGUGA
This is a messenger RNA of Neltuma alba, 408 nucleotides long. RefSeq lists its product as uncharacterized. Lineage: Eukaryota; Viridiplantae; Streptophyta; Magnoliopsida; Fabales; Fabaceae. The coding region runs from base 1 to 408 and encodes 135 amino acids. The record is from RefSeq and is a predicted model, not a curated record. The transcript is spliced from 4 exons.